Messenger RNA from Mycetomoellerius zeteki, 901 nucleotides. RefSeq names its product cytochrome c oxidase subunit 4 isoform 1, mitochondrial. The coding region runs from base 324 to 818 and encodes 164 amino acids. The transcript is spliced from 4 exons. Gene Ontology annotation, cellular component: respiratory chain complex IV. The record is from RefSeq and is a predicted model, not a curated record. Lineage: Eukaryota; Metazoa; Arthropoda; Insecta; Hymenoptera; Formicidae. Gene Ontology annotation, biological process: mitochondrial electron transport, cytochrome c to oxygen.
GUCUUCUUGCGAUUAGCAUUAAUCGGGGUUGGUGAAAAAGGUCAUUUUACUCGGUCAUUUUACUUCCACCAUGCUCCUUGCAUGAAGUACAACAAAAAACUGUUGCAAACAUCAAUGAGUCAAUUGGUAUUGGUCGGUUAGCUAACGUUAGUUUCUCGCAACGCUAUAACUGGCUAUAACUGGACGCUGGCCGCAACAGUCUCGACGCGAUUACAUAAUUUCCCUCGAGCUUCGUGCAGGAGGCUCUCCAUCUCGCAUUUCCGCCGAGCUACGGAGAGCUAGUCAGUCCCACCAGAGCUAUCCUCGCUACCAGUUAGUGAGCAAUGGCAGGCAGACUGUUUGUGAGUUACUUGCGACCUGUUAUUCAAAUCCAAAGAUGCGGACUGAUGACAAUGGACAAAGUUGGUAAUAGGGAUGUAAUCGGUUUCGGAUACAAUGGCGAACCUACUUACUUGGAUAGAACUGAUUUUCCCUAUCCUGCGAUACGCUGGAAAGAAAACACCCCUGAUAUCAUGGCACUGAGAGAGAAGGAGAAGGGAGACUGGAAAAAACUAUCGAUCGAGGAGAAAAAGAUUCUGUAUCGUGCCAGUUUCCGCCAAACAUUCAGCGAGAUGGAUGCCCCGACAGGAGAAUGGAAGGGCAUCUUGGGAUUGUCCUUGCUAAUAUCGAGCGCCGGCAUAUGGCUGUAUUUGUAUUUCAAGACAUUCGCUUACCCGCCUUUGCCUGAAACAUUUUCGCUGGAGAGACAAUUGGCGCAAUUGGAUCGCAUGAAGAAACUUGACAUGAAUCCGAUCGACGGUCUCUGCGCUCGAAAAUAAAUUAAUUAAAUUUACCCUGCUACUAAUUACUUAGUCAUCAUGUACAGUAUCUCGUUCUCUGAGCGCUUGUGUAUAUAUAUAUA